Molecule: messenger RNA, 954 nt
Organism: Microsporum canis CBS 113480
Lineage: Eukaryota; Fungi; Ascomycota; Eurotiomycetes; Onygenales; Arthrodermataceae
Product: ACOB protein
Exons: 2
Coding region: 1-954 (317 amino acids)
Cellular component (GO): COP9 signalosome
Source: RefSeq, a predicted model, not a curated record
AUGGAUCAAUCACAGAAACCGUCCCUUGGAGCAUUGCAACCAUUUAUCCACCUGGCGAACUCAUCUACAUCUCACAGUCCGCGAUUCAUUGCUAAUAUCAUUACAAAUGCUACCUCUGCUCCAAAUACCUUCAUAUUUGCCGAGCUACUUGAGACCCAAGCAGUCCAAUCAUUGGCACACCCGGACACGCCUGAAGAAUACCGAUCUUAUAUAAAACUACUAGAGAUAUUCGCUUGGGGGUCAUGGGAAGAAUAUCAUGCAACUCCCAGUCUCCCCGCCCUGAGCGAACCCCAAGCAUUGAAGCUCCGUCUUCUAUCUCUCCUCACUCUCUCUACCACAAAUAAUCCGCUUACAUAUCCCAUUGUUAUGAAAUCACUGUCCCUCAAAGACCAUGUGGAACUUGAGUCCCUCGUGACAAAGGCAAUAUACUCCUCCCUCAUCUCUGCGCGUCUAUCUCCUACAACGACCCCGCCUACCAUAAACGUCACUUCUGUGGCUCCUCUUCGUGAUGUCCGCCCUCAAGCAGUCGAUGGGAUGAUAUCAACACUCACAGAAUGGCAAGGGCGAUGCCAGCAAGCGAUCGAGGGGAUCGAAGCAGAGAUUAACACAAUAAAAGCCGAUGCGGCAAAGAAGCGAGCAAUGGAAAAAGACAGGAGCUAUCGUUUUGAGAAAAGUGUCGCAGGCUGGUACGGAGAUCAAGAUGAGGGCGAGGGUGGUAAUAGCUCAAAGGAGUCUCGGGCCCAAAAACCUUUUAGCAAAGAAACUUCGCUCGGCGGCAGUGCAGCCAAUGCAGCCAGACGGUUUUUCGGGGGCGGAAAUUCUUCCAAGGGGAAUAAGCGGGAGUUUCAUGCUACAGGAGGCUAUUCAGCUAACGACCAGGAUAGCAUGGAAGUAGACCCUUCGACCCAUCCAAGGUCGAUGAAGGCUAAACUCGAGGCACAGAACGUUUGUUAG